AUGGCGACGCGAGCUCACGGAGAGACGAUUGCAGUCUCACACGAUGAUCCGAUGCACUUGCAGACCUCCGAUCAUCCUGGAUUGCACCUGCUUUCAGUUCAACUCAACGAGAGUAACUUCCUUUCAUGGCGUCGAGUAGUUUUGAUAUCGCUGGGAGCGAAAAACAAGCUGGAGUUCAUCAAUGGCAAACUCGCAGCUCCGUCGGAGACUGAUGAUGAUUAUAUCAGUUGGAAAAAGGUUGAUUACACGGUAAUCUCUUGGCUCUUAAAUUCUAUAUCUCCAGAAAUAGUCGAAGGCUAUGGGAUGAGUGUUCGUCCUUGGCACCAUUACCUCUUUGUGCCUGCCCUAAAUCGAAGGAAUUACUGGAAAUGGAUUCUAGAAACAAGCUGA
This is a messenger RNA of Striga hermonthica, 390 nucleotides long. NCBI's taxonomy places the organism in Eukaryota, Viridiplantae, Streptophyta, Magnoliopsida, Lamiales, Orobanchaceae. The record is from the annotation of a GenBank genome assembly.